This is a messenger RNA of Monoraphidium neglectum, 789 nucleotides long. RefSeq lists its product as hypothetical. Gene Ontology annotation, molecular function: transcription cis-regulatory region binding. Bases 1 to 789 code for a protein of 262 amino acids. NCBI's taxonomy places the organism in Eukaryota, Viridiplantae, Chlorophyta, Chlorophyceae, Sphaeropleales, Selenastraceae. Gene Ontology annotation, biological process: regulation of transcription by RNA polymerase II. Gene Ontology annotation, cellular component: nucleus. The transcript is spliced from 2 exons. The record is from RefSeq and is a predicted model, not a curated record.
AUGUCUCAUGAUAUAGCCGCCGCGAUUGUCGCCCUGGCCGUGAAGCAGGAGCGAGAAGCGCUUCAGAGCAAUCUGUUUAAGCUCACGGUGCGUGUCACCAACAGCGCGCUGUUGACGGGUGACUACGAUGACAUCAGCUUCCUGGAGCUCGCCUCAACCGCCCGCACCUGGCUGGCCGCCCGCGGCCCCGGCGGCGCGCCGCUGCUGUCGGCGGGCGCGGGGGCCGGGGGGCAGGGCGGCGCGCUCGCGCUGGCCGUGGGGGGCGGCGGCGCCGCGGACGCGGCGGUGCGGUGGUACCUGCGGGCCGAGCUCAUGGACCUCAUGCGGCGUGUAGACUCGGCUCACUCUGCCGCAGUCACCGCCUUCUCGCGCGGUGCCACGGGGCCCGACGGCCCCGGAAUUGACGGGCCCGGCGCGGGUGCUGGCGGCGCGGCGUGCCCGCGCAUGAGGGAGAUGGCGAUGGUGAUGGAGCGGGUCAUGGUCACGCCCCCUACCACGGCACCAAACAGCCACAAGGGUGGGGCAGGUGGAGCGGGGCAGCAGCAGCAGCAGCAGCAGCAGCAGCAGCAGCAGCAGCAGCAGCAGCAGCAGCAGCAGCAGCAGCAGCUGGUGUUGAUGCGCCACCGCGUGAUCCUCAGCAGCGCCAAGGCUGCACUCAGCGACGAAUCCAAGCACGAGCUGGCCGCGGCACAGGGCGUCGAGUUUGUUAUGGCGGCGCUGGGGCUGCUGGCCACCUGGCGGCCAGCGGCGGCCGUGGCAGGCGCCGGCACCCUCUCCUGUUGGCAAUGA